This is a messenger RNA of Poecilia latipinna (sailfin molly), 1836 nucleotides long. It is a transcript of the gene rom1a, whose product is annotated as retinal outer segment membrane protein 1a. Lineage: Eukaryota; Metazoa; Chordata; Actinopteri; Cyprinodontiformes; Poeciliidae. The transcript has 5 exons. Gene Ontology annotation, biological process: visual perception. The coding region runs from base 205 to 1245 and encodes 346 amino acids. Gene Ontology annotation, cellular component: plasma membrane. The record is from RefSeq and is a predicted model, not a curated record.
AGACGCUCCCACCAUGCAGUGUGCCAAAUCCACUGUGUGGCACACAGGAAGACGUCCGGUGGUCAGCGGAGAACUGGACUUUUUCACGACGUUUUGUGGAGACCAAUAAGACAAAACACAGCAUCGUCUCUCGCUGGCUCGUCGCUCUCCUUCCCCUUCUCCCCCGGUGAGACUCGGAUCCCCCCAAAACCCUGCGCUGCAACCAUGGUGGUCAUGAAGAUGAAGUUCCCCUUCCAAAAACGGGUGAAGCUGGCACAGGGACUGUGGCUCCUGUCCUGGUGUGCCACGGUUGCCGGGGCCACGACCUUUACCCUGGGGUGCCUCCUGAAAACGGAGCUGCGCAGGAGAGCGGAGGUAAUGGCUAACACAGACAUACAUAUCGUGCCCAACACCCUCAUGAUUGUUGGGCUGGCGUCUUUGGGCAUCAACUACUUUGCCUCGAAGAUCUGUCAGGACGCCUUGGACGCCGGCCGAUUCCCUCGCUGGAAGAACUUCCUGAAGCCCUACUUCGCUGUCUCGUGCUUCUUCACCGUCCUCAUGCUGCUCGCCAUCAUCAUGAGCUAUGCCAUGAAGGGCAGCUUGGAGUCUUCGCUGAAAGCCGGCCUGCGGAAUGGCAUCCGCUUCUACAAGGACACGGACACCCCGGGCCGUUGCUUCCAGAAGCAGAACAUCGACCGCUUACAGAUGGAGUUCCAGUGCUGCGGGAACAAUGACUUCAGGGACUGGUUUGAGAUCCAGUGGAUCAGCAACCGCUACCUUGACUUCAGCUCCACGGAAGUGAAAAACCGCAUCAAGAGCAACGUAGACGGACGCUACCUGGUGGAUGGAGUCCCGUUCAGCUGCUGCAACCCCAGCUCUCCACGACCAUGCAUCCAGUAUCGCCUGACCAACAACUCAGCUCACUACAACUACGACUACCAAACCGAGGAGCUCAACAUCUACCUUAGAGGCUGCAGAGAGGCCCUGGUCAACUACUACAUGGGUUUGAUGAACACCAUUGGAGCUGGAGUGCUGUCCAUCUUCCUCCUGCAGGGCUCCGUUCUGGUGAGCUUGCGCUUCCUGCAGACUGCCAUGGAAGCAGUGGCCGGGAAGGAGAACACGGAGAUCGAAACCGAAGGGUACUUGCUGGAGAAGGGAGUGAAGGAAACCGUCAUGGAGUACCUCGAUCCUGUGCUCACGUUCCUGCUGCUCAAAAACAAGGUGGAAGAAGGGACAGCCGGAGAGACGACCACUGCGCCCGCCUAAACUAAACCGCACACCCUGUAUAGACAUGUAAAUAAUUUUUACAGAGAUCAUUAUUUAUUUCAAUUUAAAAAAAAGGGCAAUUCAAACAAACAAAUGUCUAUGAAUCUCACAAGAUUAGAGAGUGGGGUUUUUUUUAUUGUCAGUUGGACGAUGCCAGAUAAUUCAGAAUGGUCUUCAAAUUAAAACUCCACCCAGGAACCUUCAGUACAAAUAAAAGAAGCACAAAAGUUACAGUAAAAAUAAAAAAAACCAAAGAAUUUUCUAGGAAUAUACAUUGUCAAAAUAAAGUACCACUUUUUUAAAUUCCUUUCUACUUUUUCCUGUUGCGACCUGUCCGUGACUGGUAACCCGUCACUGUUGUUCUGUGUUUGUUUGUUGCUUUUGAAAGUGAUCUACCAUUUGCAUUCUUACGACCAAAAGCAAUAAAUCAGUAUUUGAUGAGGCAGUGUACACAGAUGAUUUUUGUGGACUUAUGAAAACAGAGAUGUAAAGCUGACCGUAGAGAGACAUGAGGCGCAAUGCUCUGCUGCGUAACAGGACUAUGACAUAAUUUAACAGAUGACUUAUUAAAGUUUGAAGUUACUAAAUGCC